UUAAAGCUUUUGUAUUGUUAAGCAAUAAAAAGAUAGAAGAUUAAGAAAAAAAAAAUAUGAGUGAAAAAUCAGUGUUAAUUUUUGCAAUUGAUGAUAGUGAUCAUAGUUUCUAUGCUCUUGAAUGGACACUUGAUCAUUAUUUUGGUUCUCCAUCAACUUCUCAAUUUAAGCUUGUAAUUAUUCAUGCAAAAAGUAAUGCAUAUGCUACUUGUUCGGUAGGAAUGUCUGGACCAGGAAGAAUUGAUGUGCUUACACUCAUAGAAACAGACAUUAAAAGGGCAGUAGAUAAAGUUAUUGAAAAAGCAAAAGAAUUAUGCAAGAGUAAAGGUGUAUCAAAUGUAUCAUAUGAAGUAUAUGAAGGUGAUGCUAGGAAUAUUAUUGUUGAUGCUGUUGAAAAACAACAUGCCACUCUUUUGGUCAUGGGCAGCCAUGGUUAUGGAGCUUUCAAAAGGGCUGUAUUGGGCAGUGUAAGUGAUUAUUGUUCCCACCAUGCUAAUUGUUCUGUGAUGAUUGUGAAGAAUAAUAAACCAAAGAAAUAGACAACCUUAACCGCUUAUUUGAUCGUGGAAUAAGUUAUUUUGAAAUUAAUUAAUUUAAAAUUGUUAUUUUAUUCUUAGCGUAGGAUAAAAGUAAAGUUAUAAUCUCAAGAUAACUGAUUUUAUGAUUUUAUUUCAAUUAAACAUGAAAUAAAUUCAUUCUAAAAUUAAUUUUUAAAAUUAAUUAUUCCUUAUACCUGAUACCAAACAAGUCAUGGACGGUACUGUCUUUGUUUAAUUGUUAAGGAAUUUAGAUUUUUUUUUUGGUCUGUAUAGGAUUGUAUUUUUUUCUAAUGUUAGUAUAUAUUUU
Molecule: messenger RNA, 846 nt
Organism: Solanum pennellii
Lineage: Eukaryota; Viridiplantae; Streptophyta; Magnoliopsida; Solanales; Solanaceae
Product: universal stress protein A-like protein
Exons: 3
Coding region: 57-539 (160 amino acids)
Source: RefSeq, a predicted model, not a curated record